Molecule: messenger RNA, 2178 nt
Organism: Patiria miniata (bat star)
Lineage: Eukaryota; Metazoa; Echinodermata; Asteroidea; Valvatida; Asterinidae
Product: putative RNA-binding protein Luc7-like 1
Exons: 10
Coding region: 362-1573 (403 amino acids)
Biological process (GO): mRNA splice site recognition
Cellular component (GO): U2-type prespliceosome; U1 snRNP
Molecular function (GO): mRNA binding
Source: RefSeq, a predicted model, not a curated record
UUUCCAUGACGUCACGAGAUCAAGCUAACUGCGUAAAGGUGGUGGUGUGGUGUUUUUUUCUCCGUAAAACAGAAUUUUACUCAAAAUAUUUGAUAGUUUACCGGAACCAAAAUAAACAUGUCUGCCCAGGAGCAGAUGCGUAAAAUGCUCGACGAGCUUAUGGGAACAACCAGGAAUGCUUUCUUUGGCCCGUCUGUUGUAGGAUCACAAUGUUUGACAGCAUCAAAAGAAAGUGUCUUCUAUUACGACAAGCAGUUGCCGUGAGGAGGAAGCCAUCAACCAUGUCAGCUUUGAGAGUCCACGGGUCUGCCGUGCGUUCCUGCUCAACGCUUGCCCUCAUGAUAUUCUGGAAGGCACGAGAAUGGACCUGGGUGCUUGCAACAAGGUUCACGACCCAGCGCUGCGUGCUGACUAUGAAAGCGCCUCCCAAAAUAGGGAAUACGGCUAUGAUGUGGAUGCUAUGCAGCAGUUGAGUGUCUUCAUUGCCGAGUGUGAUCACCGCACAGAGAUUGCCAAGAAACGACUGGCCGAGACCCAAGAGUCUCUCAGCCAAGAAGUGAAUUCCAAGGCAAAUCGCGUCCAUCUCCUGGCCGAGGAGAUUGGCAAGAAGCUGGCUGAUGCCGAAGCCAUGGGAGAGAAGGGAGACGUGGAGGAGUCUAUGAAGAUCAUGGCCGAGGUGGAAGAAAUCAAGAAGAAAAAAUUUGAGGCAGAGGAGGAGUACAAGAACUCAAUGCCGGCAUCCACCUACCAGCAGCAGAAGCUGCGUGUCUGCGAAGUCUGCUCAGCCUACCUGGGACUGCAGGACAACGAUCGUAGACUGGCCGAUCACUUCGGCGGGAAACUCCACCUGGGUUUCAUCGAGAUCCGAGAAAAACUGCAGGACUUGAGAACCCGAGUUGCUGAGAAGAAGGAAGCCUACGAAGCUGAGCGAGCCGAACGGAGGAAGGCCCAGGAACAGGAACGUCUGGACAGAGAGAAGGAGCGAGAGAAGGAACGUAGGGAACGCAGAAGGAGGUCUCGUUCACGUUCCGGUUCCCGAUCAACCAGGCGACGCUCACGGUCUCGCUCAAGGAAACGCUCCCGGUCACGAUCCAGAGACCGCCGACGCAGGUCACGAUCACGCUCCCGAGACAGACGCCGCAGCUCUCGCGACCGAGACCGUCGUCGCCGAUCUCGCUCCCGGGACCGCCGUCGCAGAUCACGCUCUCGGGAACGCCGCCGCCGUUCUCGCUCACGCUCCCGUUCUCGUGACCAUCGUCGCAAAUCUCGCUCUCGAUCCCGCGACCGCCGACGCUCGUCGCGGGACAGAGAUGAGGAAAGGCGCAGCCGACGCUCCCGGUCUGAUUCCCGUGAGAGAAAGUCGCACUCCAAGUCGGAAAAGGCCGAGUCCUCGCCAGCACCACCAGAACCGACCAACGACGAGGAAUUGGCUCAAGACAAGAGUCCAGGAGCCGAGGAUGUUCCCCAACCAGCAGUGGAAAGCCCCGAAGCUGUUUCUCAAAACGGAGUGGAUAGCCCUCCACCUAAAGACAACACCUUAAUGGAAGAGGGAGAAAGAGGUGAUAGCCCUUGAAAGAAAUUAAUAUUCUCACAUGUCUUGUUCUCGUUUGUAAAGUCGGGAGCCAAUUUUUAUUUGAACUUCUGAUAAAAAAUGUUCAUUGCGGUACAGAGAAGCUUUCAAUAAAGCCUCUUUAGGAGUUUAAUAGUAUUGUGUGAAGUUAACUCCUAGUCAUUCUCCAAUCCUACCUCAUGCAAAAUUGAAUUGGGCUUGACAUUUCCUAUUUUCGGCUCCUAAUUUUCUAUACAUACAUUUGAUUUUCGGUUCACUGAACAUUCUUUUCCAAUCCUAGCUAGCAAGAAGGGCAACCUCUUUUUUUCUUAUUCAAAAAAAUAAUACAGAUGUAAAUAAAAAAAAUUAAGGGUCAAUAUUUCUUUCUUUUUUAAAGUUGAGCUCUGAAUAUUCGCAUUCUGGUUAGUGUAAAACAGUUUUGUUGCUCUAUUUGUAAAUGACAGCCUUUUAGAUUCCUCUAAAAAAAACACAAUAAAGCCCCCUCCCCCAACAAAAAGUAGAUGAAUUGUAAAAAAUAAGUGGCAAAAGCCUUUACUUGUUCCAUUUUAAUGUUUGUAUCUUGUGAUGUGGUAAUUCCUUCCAUUAAAAAUAUCACUGACUUAAUUAAA